Nematocida ausubeli is the source of this 2097-nucleotide messenger RNA. RefSeq lists its product as uncharacterized. Gene Ontology annotation, molecular function: mechanosensitive monoatomic ion channel activity. Gene Ontology annotation, biological process: transmembrane transport; monoatomic anion transport. The record is from RefSeq and is a predicted model, not a curated record. The transcript has a single exon. The coding region runs from base 1 to 2097 and encodes 698 amino acids. Gene Ontology annotation, cellular component: plasma membrane. Lineage: Eukaryota; Fungi; Microsporidia.
AUGCUAUUCGUCUAUUUGGAGAGAAAUAACCAAUUGAAAAAAGAGAAAUGUCCAAUUGAAAGCAUUAUUUUUUCCCAUGGCAAUAUAAAAAUAGUAUCAGGCUGCCCCUUUAUGGAUAGCAAGGAAGAUGAGAACAAAGAUGUUUCUAAUAUUCUGGAAAAGCCAGGUCAGCAGUUAAAGAAGCUGGUGACAAAGCCUGCACAGGGGCGAGACACAAAGAUAGAUGAAGACUCUGAGAAAAGUGAUGACGACUCAACGCAUCAAAUAACCCAUGGGGAAGAAAUACUUGAGGCAGUGAAAGAAGAAAACAAACUGAAGAAGGAAAGGAGCAAGCGCAACAAAAGAAAGGUUUUGGACGAUCUUGAUAGCAAAGAGCAAUUUUCUUUUUUUAACAUCCUUGCGUACAUUGAGACAAGUAUGUCUGGUUUCUACUUCUAUCUAGCCACUCUCUCGUAUCUUAUAGUUGGGUGCUUUGCAAUUAUGGUAUGGCCAUGUGCAGUUCUUCUUAUAGAGAAAUCCCAUGUGCCAAAUAUUUUUAAGCCAAUUUCUAAGUACAGUGGAAUAACAGCCUCUCAGAUUAACUUCAAGCUUGGGCUGUUUCUGUGUGCUGUGUUUUUGAGUUAUGUUGUGAUAUAUCUGAUCGCGAAUCGGGUUGUGUUCAUAUAUGCAAUGAUCUGCGACAUUAUCAAUCACAAGAUAAGCAGCGAUGGGAAGAUCAUUCUGUUCAUCAUUGAUGAUAUAAAACAGAUUAUUGCGCUGCUUGGCGUGAGUAUCUCUGCAGUCAUUUACUGUAACAUAUUCAUGGAGGAGUACUCUUUGACUAAAAUGGAAGUGCGUGGGUAUGGAAGGCUGGGCGGAUACUCUGUGUGUGCAUCCUUUUUGCUUAUGUUUUUCAUUCUGGAGAAGUUUUGCCUAAAGCUUGCUGUUGCGUACUGCGGAAAUAACGUAUUCUCUGGAAGAAUUGGGGACGUCAAUCUGAAGACAUCAAUACUCAGAAGGCUUGCCCAGUACUCACAGGCAAUAAAUGUAAGAGGAGGAAGUGAUCUAGGAUCAGAGAUGCUGGAAGGCAUUGAGAUUACAAACACCUUUUUGGUGCACUUUCCAGACUUCAAGAUAAAGUCAAAAGUGCAGUGCGAGGAGAUUGUGUAUGAGAUUUUAUCAAGAGUGUCUCCAGGAGAGAUCUCAGAAGAUGCUUCAAAUUCGUCCCAAGGCGCAUCAGACCCGCGGCUGAAUCUGCACAUCACAAUUGACAAUAUAAGAGAGGCCUUUAAUACGCAGUGGAUGGAUAUUUGGAAAUACUUGGAAGAGCAUGAGUAUGUAAAGGAAAUCAAUGGAAAUUCUGUCAUCACUGGAAAAAGCCUUUUGGAUAUGGCAACUUCAGUGUACGGCGAGAAAAUAGACUUGAAAAGAACCCUGUAUGACAGAGACAAGAUACUUGGGGCCCUGGACAAUAUUCUGCAGGUAAUUGCCCUUAUUCUUACUCUUAUGAUCAGUACGCCCUUUAUUGGGUAUGACCCAGUGAAGACUCUUGCUGGUUUUGUGCCUCUGCUUAUGAGUUCAGGAUGGCUGUUCGCUGACAUUAUUAAGGAUGUCUUUAAUAACUUCAUCUUUUUGCUGCACGAGCAUGCCUUUGAUGUUGGGGAUAAAGUACUUCUGAAGGAUAAUGAAUUCACUGUUCUCAGAAUAGACCUUAUGUAUAGCACAUUCACCUCGAAGGGAGGCACUGUGUGCUACAUUCCAAACAAAGAGCUGAUAAAAGAGUCAAUCUUUAACAUACGGAGAAGUGAUAUACAGACAGAGCUAGUGGUGUUUAUAAUAAAGGAUGAAAUAUCCAUUGAGAAGCUGGAUGAGAUCAAGGAGAAGAUAAUAAAUAUAUUGAAGAGAAAGGAGCUCGACAGCAAGAAGCGCAUCGGCAUACAGGAUUAUGAAACAAAGUCGCAGACCACUGUAGUCACAUUCAGAAUCGAGUAUCUGUGCAACUUCAGGGACCCUGAGCCAAAGUUCACACGAAGACACAUUCCUUUGGAAAUUAUUCAAAAAGGUAUUAUUUCUGCUGGCUGUUCAUACAUGGAGCAGAAAGCACAGAGCACUGUAUAA